Molecule: messenger RNA, 3768 nt
Organism: Pocillopora verrucosa
Lineage: Eukaryota; Metazoa; Cnidaria; Anthozoa; Scleractinia; Pocilloporidae
Product: epsin-2-like
Biological process (GO): endocytosis
Cellular component (GO): plasma membrane; clathrin vesicle coat; endosome
Molecular function (GO): phospholipid binding; clathrin binding
Source: RefSeq, a predicted model, not a curated record
GCGAGGCGUUGUAUUAUGUCCGCCAUUUUGGUGGAAUAUUGUAUGAAAUUUAGAGUUUGAGACUGAACUCCAGCUACUCUACCUCACUUUACCAACACUAUUUGAAACAUCGAAAUGUCCGUUAGACGCCAGUUAAAGAACGUGGUGAACAACUACUCGAACGCCGAAGUAAAAGUUCGCGAAGCUACUUCGAACGAUCCUUGGGGACCAUCAAGUUCUGUGAUGACUGAGAUUGCCGAUGCCACUUACAACGUGGUUGCCUUUUCAGAGAUAAUGGGGAUGAUUUGGAAAAGACUCAACGAUCAUGGAAAAAACUGGAGGCACGUGUACAAGUCAUUGGUUGUUUUGGAUUACAUUAUUAAGACUGGCACUGAAAGAGUAGCUCAGCAAUGCCGAGAGAACUUGUACGCAAUUCAAACUUUAAAAGAUUUUCAGUUCAUCGAUAAAGACGGUAAAGAUCAGGGAAUGAACGUACGUGAAAAGGCUAAACAGCUUGUUGCAUUAUUGAAAGACGAAGAUCGGCUGAAGAGUGAGAGGGCUCGAGCAUUAAAAGCAAAGGAGAGAUUCGCACAAGCCAGUUCUGGCAUCGGCAGCGAUUCGGUGAAAGCCGGCAACUUACGAGACUCGGGAAGCACAUCUGAUCUGCGUCUUGGUGCCCCAGCAGCACCAGCAACUGGUGUACCAACUAGCCGCUCGUGGGAACCUGCCAGGAAAGUCCUAGGCAGCGAUAUGGAAACCUGCCGUCCGUCGAAUGCCAACGAGGAAGAAUUACAGUUGCAAUUAGCGUUGGCACUAAGCAAGCAAGAGGCAGAAGAGAAAGAAAAACUGAACGAGAGGGAUGAUCAACGGCUAAAGAUGGCCAUUAGCCAAAGUCAACAAAUUCCUUCACCUCAGGAACCAUUGCCACUGGAUGUUGGAAGCAAUGGUGUUCAAGUUUCCCAGGAUACGUUUGACCCUUGGGGUUCUACACCAUCAGGGGUUGCAAGUUCCCCCAUGUCACAACCGUCUAUAUCACAACCUUCCAUUCCACAACCUGAUCCCUGGUUAGGUGGCACCAAUUCAGUCGCCACUGCUCCUACCAAUCCUUGGGGAGACAACAGUGCAUCUUAUCAAUUGCCAAUAAACUCAUCACAGAAUCUUUUUGGAGCUUCAAACAACACACCUGUUGUGGCAGCUAUGGCUGGAGGAACAGAUCCCUGGGGAGCAGCCCCUAUACAAAGUAAUUCAGCUACAGCACCUCCCCUGAGUGACCCAUGGAGUGGAAGAGACAUUUUUCCCGCAGAAGUGGCACCACAACCUCAAGGGCCAUGGGAAACUUUGCAGCCUGAGGGUUUCAAUGCUUUCAACCAGAGUGCUACUGGCAGUGGAAUUUCAAGUCAGCCACCUUUGGUUCCAUUUAACCUUGAAAAUAAAGAUGAAGUAUUAAUGAAGUCAACAGGUGGCCAGGAAUUCCUGGAUAACAGGGUUUCUAAUUUGGUGAACUUAGAUUUGCUAACGCAAAAACCUGACCCUGUUGCCAAUCCUUUCUUGUCCAGCAAACCAGCAUCAUCCAGAUCAACUAAUCCAUUUGUACAAGAUAAGCCUCAAGCACCAACACUGAAUCAGCUUCGUGAGCAGCCAGUUGUAGUACCAAACAGCAUGCAGAGUAUGAGUGGAGGAGUGUUACUACCCUCACCUCUAAUUCCAGAUUCUACCUCUAGACCCCAGCAAACAGUUCAAAGUAAUCCCUUCCUGUGAGGAAGCAAGUGAUCAACUUAGUCAAGAAGAAAGCCACUGCCUGAAGAUUCUUGGGAAAGAAUUCAGCUCAACUGGUCUUAGAACAAGUAAUUAUCAUCAGCUUUCUUGUUUAAAAAGAAAUAUUCUGAAAAACUGGAGACUAAGAAAAGUAAAAUAUGCCUUAUGGUGUUCUGUGGGUUUUUUUUUUUUUUUUUUUUUUUUUUUAACAUUUUAAUUGUUAUAAGUACAUAUAGGUUAGAGAGUAGCUACAGCAUCAAAUCAAAAAUAGAAAGUAAUACCUUUACAAACUUCAAAUUGUAUCUAAAUUUUUUUGUUUAUGAUAUUUAGCUCUCUGUUACAUGGACAUUUAAACCAGAAAUAAUGAAAUUGACCUGAAUGGAAGAUCAAUUUUUCAGUUGGCCAUUUUGGAUAUACUAAAAUUCAAACUUGACUCUGAAGCCUGGGGGAAUAAAACAAAGUAAAUGACAUGGAGGUUUAGCGAUGAAUAAUUUAUUUCUUUUGUUUUAUUCCUCCUAGCCUUAGAGUUUCAUUAUAUCAAAAAUGGCCUAUUAGCUAGUUGAUGGAAAGAACUUGCAUGUAACAAAGGAGAGUGUUAAUGGUCAAAUUACCAUUGAUCAGGUGAUAAAUUGUUGUCGUGGAGACUGAUUGAAUUUUCAUUACUCAUGUCAUCAGUUCCCUAGUAAUAAAACAUCAACAAAUUAAAGAGCCUUUUUCUCCAUUUUUCAACACAUCAGUGGCAUUAGAAGUGUACCUUAGUGCAUAAUUUUCUUUGACAUGAAAUGAAAUUCAGACUUCAAUUUUCUUUAUAUUGUUUCUUACCAAUUCAAAGACUAAUUUUCUUGUUUGUUUAUUUAGUUGUUCCUCAGCAAUUUGGGUCCCAGAGUGCCCAUUGACAAUUUUGAUUUUGAUUGUUGUUUUUCAUCUGGAAUUAAUAGGUGAAUUUUGAAUUUUCCAUUUUUCCCCUUGAUUCUGUCAUUUUGGAACCAUACAAACAGAUGUGUCCUUUGGAACAGCUUCUCUUAAGAAUGCCUGAAACUUGGAAAUCAGCAACUAGCAGUUAUUUCAUACUGACUGAGAACAAUAUUGGAAAAAUAUUGAGGAAAAAUUGAAACAAUUUUGUAUUCAGUUCAAAUUUCAGGAGGAUGGAGGAGUAAAAGGAAACCUGUUUCUAAUCUCCUCUGAAAUAGAACUGAACAACCAGUUUCAUGUUUGCCCUGGUGCCCCAAAGCACAAAAAUAAGGUUGAAUUCCUUUUUGCAUGGUAUACAUUUAUAAAAUCAACUGUAACUGUCUGCACACAUGGACACACCCACGUCUGCUUUGCCCUGAAUAUUUUCUAUCUUUCCAUGGAUUUGUCCACCGCAGUAAAACGUUACACAGUUUAAUUUGAGUGUUAACCUAAUAGUUAUGAAGUACAACAGAAGUGGUCUUUCCAAAGUACAUAAAUGCUAACCUAAACUUGAUUCUGUGAAUUUACAGCUUUGUAGCCAGUUGGGGAGGUUAAUGGUAUCCAGGAAAGGGUGUGUGAUUGGCUGUGAGUUGUUCUUAUCACAAUGUGCCCUUGAUAGGAAGAUGCCUCCAGCUUGAACUUCCUUUCCACUGAAGUUGUAGUUAACUUGCACAGCUACAAGUAAAUUUAUGAGAAGUAUAUGACCCUAAUUCCUAUGCCACUGUUUUUUGUGGUUUGUGAACCUUUUUGCCCACAAGUUACACAAACUACUGGCCAGUUCAUCUCUGCUACUGGUUUAAAAUUCAAAGACUUAAUAAUCUAUAUUUAUUGAGACGAAAAUACAUUUGCUCUGUCAUCACUUUGCCAUGUUGUAAUGUAACAAUAAAACUUGAUGUCUGUCUAGAAAUAUGACUCUAUUUGUAGUUGCAGGAAGCUUGGUGGGUGAAAUGAGUCUUGCCACAACUUUAUUGUUUUUUGCUCUACAAAAACCAUCCUUUUUUGUCCACCGGUUUGGCUAUCAGUUGUGUGUAUAUUUCAGUCCAUUCAUUUUGCUGUCUUCAAAUUGUACUAGAGUGCUUUUAU